UGCAGUUGGACUUAUACUGUAUGCUGAAAUGAUAAGUUCAGAACAUAUGGAUUGUUUUUAAAUUCAAAAAGAAAGAAGACUUUCUUUUGGUUAUCAUAAUACCAGAGCACAGCACUGUUAUUGGUGUCCUGCAGUUACCAAAAUGAUAAACCACUGGGUGCUUCUCUCAGCCUAUAUUAUAACCUUUUUAAUUGGCCUACCAGCCAAUAUCCUGGCUGUUUAUGCCUUCAUCAGAAAGCUUUGCAAAAAACCCACACCCACGGAUGUCCUCUUGCUGAACCUCACUCUCUCGGAUCUGCUCUUCUUGUUUUUCCUUCCACUGAAGAUGUAUGAGGCUGCAUCAGGCAUGAAGUGGCAUCUUUCUCAGACCCUUUGUUCCAUCAUGUCAUUUGUCUUUUUCACCACCAUCUACACCAGUUCUCUGUUGCUAAUGGCUGUUAGCAUUGACCGUUACUUGGGUGUGGCCUUCCCAGUCACCUACAUGAAGUUCCGCAAGCUUAUCUACGCAUUCGUCGGCAGUAUUUUUAUCUGGCUGUUCAGCGGAGCGCACUGCACACUUGUAUUUUUCGUUGUCCACAUAGGUGGGGAAAACAGAACUGAACCCAAGACCACUUGCUACGAGAACUUCACUGAUGAACAGAAAAGAAUUGUACUUCCCGUGCGCUUGGAAUUUUUUGUAGUACUUUGUUUGGUGCCUCUGAUUGUGUGCGUGUUCUGCUAUCUAAACUGCAUCUGGAUCCUUUACCACAGGCCCCGCAUAACAAAGGAGAAGAAGCAGAGGGCCAUUGGAAUGGCUCUGAGCACCUUGAGUGUCUUCUUGAUUUGCUUUAUGCCCUACAACUUCUCUCAUCUGGUGGGCUUCAACACCAACAACAGCCCAUCAUGGAGGUACUACACACUGCUCCUAAGCACCUUUAACACCUGCCUGGACCCCAUCAUCUUCUACUUCUCCUCAAAUGUGUAUCGCAACACCACCAAAAUUUCCCUUUGGAAAGUUUUUUCAUUUAGGCGCCGUCUAGGCUUGAACACUGCUCCCAAUUUAAGCGUUGAGGUAGAUUCUAAUUCUGACAAAGAAUUUGAAUGUCACACUAGUCACAACAGAAAAUAAAGAGAUACUACAGGUUCGGGUAGUAAUUGUGCACCUCAGACAUUGAGCUUGAAUUAAUUGUUGUGAGUAAAUUCAUAUGCCAUGAGUUUCAUGAUUUGACUUUCUGACAUUAUUAUGCAUUUAGACCUUUUUUCUGUUUUAUAUGCAACAUUUCUUGAAACCUUGUGCUAUUUCUAUGGGACCUUGAAAUCUUGUAAUAAUUUUAGUAUAUAGUAUUUUAGUACAUAGUUUCUUUAGUUACUAUUUACGUACAUAUACUGUAGAAGCUCCACAUAAUCAGAUUUUUUUUUAAACAUGCACCUUUUGUUUUCCGUGAAGUCUGUCGUCAUCCAGAUGUUGAAAGAUGUUUUAUUUGUUUUGUUUUUUUAUAUAUAUGUUUUUUAAGUCUUCAGGAUCAGAGCUUUGUAACAGUCAGUUUCCUGACCACAUUUUCAGGGACAAAAAAGCUUUUCUCACCCAUCUUUCUUUGUAUUGAUAUGUUCUCUAAAAGCUCCUGUAAGCAGCCAAUGUAUUUUCUUUCACUGGUAUGCAAAUAUUUGAUAAUGUCUGCAAUAUGGAAAGUUUACUAUGCAUUAUUUAAGAAGAAAUCAUAAUAAUAAUUCACAAAGUGUUGAUUUAAGCUCAAAUAAACAGACAAACAUGGUCUAAUCA
Molecule: messenger RNA, 1759 nt
Organism: Silurus meridionalis
Lineage: Eukaryota; Metazoa; Chordata; Actinopteri; Siluriformes; Siluridae
Product: free fatty acid receptor 2
Exons: 2
Coding region: 143-1108 (321 amino acids)
Biological process (GO): cellular response to fatty acid; G protein-coupled receptor signaling pathway
Cellular component (GO): plasma membrane
Molecular function (GO): G protein-coupled receptor activity
Source: RefSeq, a predicted model, not a curated record